Molecule: messenger RNA, 533 nt
Organism: Nanorana parkeri
Lineage: Eukaryota; Metazoa; Chordata; Amphibia; Anura; Dicroglossidae
Product: HRAS-like suppressor 2
Exons: 4
Coding region: 54-533 (159 amino acids)
Biological process (GO): N-acylphosphatidylethanolamine metabolic process
Cellular component (GO): cytoplasm
Molecular function (GO): glycerophospholipid phospholipase A1 activity; A2-type glycerophospholipase activity
Source: RefSeq, a predicted model, not a curated record
AGAAAACACGGACAAAUCUGAGUGAACAAUCAAACUAACUGAAGACAGGAGACAUGCCUUUGAUAGGACCUGCGCCAAAGCCAGGAGAUUUGAUUGAAUUUAUGCGUGAUUUCUAUCAGCAUUGGGGUGUAUAUGUUGGAGGUGGAUAUGUGGUACAUUUAACAGAUCAAGAUGGUUGGUCCAGCAUAUCUUCUGCAUUAGGAGAAACAGCUGUGGUGAGGAAGGACCGUUUGGAGACUGUCGCCUAUGGAUGCAACUAUAAAGUGAACAACAAGUAUGACAGCAAGCACUCCCCUUUUCCAUCAAGAAAAAUUGUUAACGCAGCACUGGGAGAAGUAGGGAAGAAGAUGAACUAUAGCCUUACUAGUAGCAACUGUGAACACUUUGCAACUUUUCUAAGAUAUGGGAUUGAAUUCUCUGAUCAGGUGGAUACCGCAAAGACCUAUGCAGCUGGAGGUGCAGCUAUCUUUGCUGUUGGAGCUCUUGCAGCAAUUGUAGUAUCUGCGAUGAGAAAUAAUCGACAGAAGCAAUGA